AUCAAAUAACACCAUCACAACUACUUGUAUAAAAUGUCUGACGAACAAGAACCAACAACUCCAUCAACUAAGAGAGCCUUGGAAAGAAAGAAGCAACACGAAGAAUUGUUAGCUAAGGUCAAGUCUCAAAAGGAAAAGAAUAGAUUGAUCGUUGAUGAAGCCACCCAAGAUGAUAACAGUAUUGUAGGUGUUCACCCUGACACAAUGGAAGCUCUCGAAUUAUUUAGAGGUGAUACUGUUAGAAUUGUUGGUAAGAAACACAAGGAUACUAUUGCUAUUGUUUUAUCUGAUGAAGAAUGUGAAAGAGGUAAAAUCAAGAUGAACAAGGUCAUGAGAAAGAACUUGCGUAUUAGACUUGGUGAUGUUAUCAUCCUCAAGCAAUGUGCAGAUGUAAAAUAUGGUAAAAGAGUUCACGUCCUUCCAAUUGAUGAUACUGUUGAAGGUUUAACUGGUGAUCUCUUUGAUAUCUUCUUGAAGCCAUACUUCCUUGAAGCAUAUAGACCACUUAGAAAGGGUGAUUUAUUCAAUGUUAGAGGUGGUAUGAGAUCAGUUGAAUUCAAAGUUGUUGAAACCGAUCCAGAUGAAUAUUGUAUAGUUGCUCCAGAUACUGUUAUUCACUGUGAAGGUGAUCCAGUUAAGAGAGAAGAUGAAGAAGCAAGAUUGAAUGAAGUUGGUUAUGAUGAUAUUGGUGGUGUUAGAAAGCAAUUAGCCCAAAUCAGAGAAAUGGUUGAAUUACCACUUAGACAUCCACAACUCUUCAAAUCUAUUGGUAUUAAACCACCAAGAGGUAUUUUGAUGUACGGUCCACCUGGUUCUGGUAAAACUUUGAUUGCUAGAGCUGUUGCUAAUGAAACUGGUGCCUUCUUCUUCUUGAUUAACGGUCCAGAAAUUAUGUCAAAACUUGCUGGUGAAUCUGAAGCUAACUUGAGAAAGGCUUUCGAAGAAGCUGAAAAGAAUGCUCCUGCCAUUAUUUUCAUUGAUGAAAUUGAUUCAAUUGCACCAAAGAGAGAAAAGGCUAAUGGUGAAGUUGAAAGAAGAAUUGUUUCUCAAUUGCUCACUCUUAUGGAUGGUUUGAAUUCUAGAUCUAAUGUUAUUGUUAUGGCUGCUACUAAUAGACCAAACUCUAUUGAUGAAGCUCUUCGUAGAUUCGGUCGUUUCGAUAGAGAAAUUGAUAUUGGUGUUCCAGAUGAAAUUGGUAGAUUGGAAGUUUUGAGAAUUCACACAAAGAAUAUGAAGUUGGAUGAUGAUGUUGAUUUGGAAGCUGUUGCUAAAGAAACUCACGGUUAUGUUGGUGCCGAUCUUGCUCAAUUGAGUACUGAAGCUGCUAUGAAUUGUAUUAGAGAAAAGAUGGAUUUGAUUGAUUUAGAAGAAGAUACUAUUGAUGCUGCUGUUUUAGAUUCUAUGGGUGUUACUAUGGAUCACUUCAGAGCUGCUCUUACAACUCAAUCUCCUUCUUCACUCAGAGAAACUGUUGUUGAAGUUCCAAAUGUAUCUUGGGCUGAUAUUGGUGGUUUGGAAAAGGUUAAACAAGAAUUACAAGAAUUAGUUCAAUACCCAAUUGAAUAUCCAGAUAUGUUUGCCAAGUUUGGUCAAGAAGCCUCAAAGGGUGUAUUGUUCUAUGGUCCACCAGGUUGUGGUAAGACUUUGUUAGCUAAGGCUAUUGCUAAUGAAUGUCAAGCUAACUUUAUUUCAGUUAAGGGUCCAGAAUUGUUGACUAUGUGGUUCGGUGAAUCUGAAGCUAACGUUAGAAAUAUUUUCAAUAAGGCUAGAGCUGCUGCUCCUUGUGUCUUGUUCUUUGACGAAUUGGAUUCUAUUGCUAAGGCCAGAGGUGGUAGUAGUGGUGAUGCUGGUGGUGCUUCUGAUCGUGUUAUUAACCAAAUCCUUACUGAAAUGGAUGGUAUGGGUAAGAAGAAGAAUGUUUUCAUUAUUGGUGCUACCAAUAGACCUGAUACUAUCGAUCCUGCUGUUAUGAGACCAGGUCGUUUGGAUCAAUUGAUUUACAUUCCAUUGCCAGAUGAACCAUCAAGAAUGUCAAUUUUGAAGGCUUCUACCAGAAAGUCACCACUUGCUCAAGAUGUUAGUUUGACUGCUAUUGCUAAGGCUACUAAGGGUUUCUCUGGUGCUGAUUUGACUGAAAUUUGUCAACGUGCUGCCAAGUUAGCUAUCCGUGAAUCUAUUCAAAAGGAAGUUGACUUCAAAAGACAAAAGGAAGAAGAAAGAAAGGCCAAACAAAUGGAAGAUGAAGACGAAGACGAAGAAUUCGGUGAAGAAAUUGACUUUGUACCAUAUAUUACCAGAGCUCACUUUGAAGAAGCUAUGAGAUUUGCUCGUAAAUCUGUUCCAGAACAUGAAAUUAGAAAGUACGAAAUGUUCUCAACAUCUUUGCAACAAGCUGCCGGUGAUGUCAGAAGCUUCAAGUUCUCUGAUUAUGAUACUGCUGAUACCACAACUGCUUCAUCAACAACUGCUGAUCAAGUCCUCGACUCUGAUUUGUACGAAUAAUUCUGUUAAAUAAAAAAAGUAAAUAUAAUU
This is a messenger RNA of Naegleria gruberi, 2532 nucleotides long. RefSeq lists its product as uncharacterized. Gene Ontology annotation, molecular function: ATP hydrolysis activity; polyubiquitin modification-dependent protein binding; ATP binding. The transcript has a single exon. The record is from RefSeq and is a predicted model, not a curated record. NCBI's taxonomy places the organism in Eukaryota, Heterolobosea, Eutetramitea, Acrasida, Naegleriidae. Gene Ontology annotation, biological process: mitotic spindle disassembly; retrograde protein transport, ER to cytosol; autophagosome maturation. Bases 34 to 2502 code for a protein of 822 amino acids. Gene Ontology annotation, cellular component: cytosol; VCP-NPL4-UFD1 AAA ATPase complex; nucleus.